AUGCGUUGCUCAUCCUUGGCUUUGGCACUUUGCCUGGGCGGCCAUGCCCUAGCUUCCCCAAUUGAAAGGCGUGACUAUGUGACAGAACUCACAGUCGUCACAACCACUGUCUAUCACUACCCUGGAGGAAUAAAACCCACCCCUCCUGUUCAACGACCGCAAAAAUUGUACCCAGGUUGGCCGGGUGGUUGGCCAGGCUGGUUUCCGUGGCCCCAACCCGGGCAACCCGGGCUUCCGCCUCGACCUACACCGCCGCCGCCUAAACCACAACCCCCAGCUCAGCCUCAACCUCAACCUCAACCUCAACCUCAACCCCAGCCUGAACCUCAACCUCAACCCCAGCCUGAACCUCAACCUCAACCCCAGCCUGAACCCCAGCCACAACCCCCGCCACGACCAUCUCCUCCGCCUGAAACCCCUGCCCCUCCUCAGUCACCGGAAGGUCCAGGUUCUCCGCCUCCUAAAAAUGACUAUCGAGCUACCGCCCUAUACCAUCAUAAUAUUCACCGUACCAACCACUCUGCUGAAGCGCUUACCUGGAAUGAUCGACUGGAAAGCACCGCCCGCCAGCUUGCUGAGACAUGUGUGUAUGAACACGACACUAAAAUUGGCGGCGGCGGAUACGGCCAAAACAUUGGAUACCAAUCAGGUUUCAACAGCCUUGCCCAAAUGAUCACUGAUAGUAUGUACAACGGUGAGGCUCCAUUGUUCGACGGUCUGUAUGGCCAAGCCAAUCCUGGAGGUAAUUUCUACGGUUGGGGUCACUUCACACAGAUUGUUUGGAAAGGCACCAAACACGUCGCCUGUUACACCCAUCGCUGCGCCACUCUGAGGGUUGGAAGGUCUGGCUCAACUGUGAAUAACGCAAAUUACAUGGUUUGCAACUAUGGCCCUCCAGGAAACUACGCUGGUGAAUACGAUCGGAAUGUUGGGAGACCACUAGGUCAACCAAUUGUCACUGGUUAA
Ophidiomyces ophidiicola is the source of this 966-nucleotide messenger RNA. RefSeq lists its product as uncharacterized. Lineage: Eukaryota; Fungi; Ascomycota; Eurotiomycetes; Onygenales; Onygenaceae. The transcript has 3 exons. Gene Ontology annotation, cellular component: extracellular region. Bases 1 to 966 code for a protein of 321 amino acids. The record is from RefSeq and is a predicted model, not a curated record.